CUUCCGGGGCGUGUACGGAAAAAUCCCGCGAGCUCAAGCUCCGAAACAUGUCAAGCUGUCCACAUGAUCGCCAUUAUUACGCGUUUAUUGAUCAAGCUAUCCCAUAACUAUUAAAAUAUCACAGCUUUCAGGGUAUAAUGAGACAUGAAUAUGGAUUUUUUAAAAAGACCCUCUAUCCCUGAAGACGCAGUCCAGUAUCAGCUUUUUCUGGUUCAUCCUGACCCAUCAGACGCAGAAGCUCAUGAGAGAUUCCUCCAGCAGAUCCUGCAAAACAUCCUCGCUGAGAUCGCCCCUCUUCUGGUGCAGUACAUCUGGCAACAUCAAGCCUUCAAUCUAAGAUACCACCCUGAGAAAGAUGUGCCUGCGCACCUGGGCGGUGUUACUCAGUUCGGUGAUAAUGUGGAGGACGAAUGGUUCAUCGUUUACCUGCUCAAACACAUCACACAAACUUUUAGUGAUGUAGCUGCUGUUGUCUAUGAUAAUGAUGGACAGUUUCUUCUGAUUGAAGCAGCUGAACACCUGCCAAAGUGGCUGGACCCAGACAGCAGUGAAAACAGGGUGUUUCUGUUCCGGGGAGAGCUGCAUAUAUUACCCAACCGCACACAUUCUGGAGAGGUUGGCUGGGCCAGAAACUCAGUGCCUGCUGUGGGUCAGGCUCUAGAGGUGCUGCAUUCACACACUGAGAGCUGUUUAGCCAAACAGCCCAUACGCUCAGCUCUAGCCAGGAGGCUGGAUGGGUAUCCAGAUAAAAUCCAGCAGAAUUUCCACCGUGUUCACUGUUAUGUGCCUGCGGGCAUUGCUGUGGUGUUGUCUAGGAGGCCUGACCUAAUAGCCCCUGCCGUGUCUGCUUUCUAUCUGCGUGACCCUGUUGACCUCCAGGCCUGUCGAACUUUCCGCACGUUUCCUCCUGACACUAGAGUUAUGACAUCAAUAAAGUUUACACGCUGCUUGUAUGCACAGCUGCAACAACAGAGUUUUGUUCCAGAUCGGCGGAGUGGCUUCAAGCUUCCCUUCCGCUCUCAUCCCCAGUACAGAGCUCAUGAGCUGGGAAUGAAACUGGCCCAUGGCUUUGAAAUCCUGUGCUCCAAGAGUGGACCAUCCUCAUCAGAGAAAGAGGCUUCAGUCAGCAGUAACCCACUAUGGAGAGGCUUUUUAGAUAGUCUCAAAAAUAAUGGAUAUUUUAAGGGUGAACUAGAAGGAUCCGUUCGAUACAAAGAUCUAAUGACAUCAGCAGAGAGUUUCUUCAGACAGUCUGUAACCAGCACUCACCGCCCUGACAUUCAGAAUCCUGGUCAAGAGGUGAUGAAUGUCUUGGAGGAUGCCUCCUACAGUUUGGAAGAGCUAAAAAAUCAAGAGGCACAUCUACCACCAGAGGACAGCGAUGCGUGGUUAGACAUCUCACCUCAGGAGCUGGAGAGGCUGCUUGAGGAGAGAGGAGGUCGAGGGGUGAGCGAUGGCACUCGCAAGACGCCACAACCUGAUGAGGAGCUGCAGGAGGAAGAGGCUGGCUACAGUCUCAUAGCUGUAACGAAAGGCAUGAAGAACUUCAUCAAUGCCAUGUCCUCUCAUGAAGGAGCUGAAAUACCCAGAUCUUGUCUGGCUGAGCCCUUUAGUUAUGAUCCAGAUGCAGUAACCAGUGCACUUGAUAGACUGCUAGGAAGUAAGGAUGAUGAGUUAGACUCUGACGACUUUGAGGAUGAUGAUGAUGAAGGCAAUGAUGUCAACGAUGAUGAAGAAGUGCAGAAUGGCGAGUCUCAGGAGCAGGCAGGUGCCGAGGCGCUGGACAAUCUGAGGAAAUACAUGGAUGAAAUGGACCAGGAACUGCAAAGCACAAAUAUUGGCAAAAGCUUUACACAGAAUAACAGAGCCAGUGAUAAAGCAGAUGAAUCUAAAAGCUCAUCAUCCACCUCAAGGUCAGAGCUUGUUGAGGAAGAAAUCCAACCGCUUGAUGUGGAUCUCAACCUGGUUUCAAAUUUACUGGAGUCUCUCGCUUCUCAGGCCGGCCUUGCUGGGCCUGCUUCUAACCUACUGCAGAGUCUAGGCAUCCACAUCCCACCUGACGCAGAUCAGUCCUGAUACGUCAAACUAAAGUGGGAAAAAUCAACUCACAGAGACUUAUCACGCACUCAGUGUUCCUUCACCUAGUGCACAUCAACUGUUCCUCUAUCAGGUGGCUACAUUUAUGGUGUUCUGCUCCACACCCAGUACUGAACUGUGAAUUAUUACAUCCUAAAAUUGGCGUUUCUUUCAACACAGAGCACUUCCCUAAAAACUAACUGGGAAUUUAUUCUCUGAUAAGAUGUUGUUUAUCAUGUUGUUCUCCAUUAAAUAUUAUUUUAUCUUUUUGAAUAAAGAUAAUAUUUUCUGAGAUGUUUCAUAAAUUACGAUUACGUAAUUUGAGAUUAAUCAAACCGAUAAGUAUGCAUCUAUCAUAGAAAAGGAAUGGCGAUAUUUCACAGUGCUUAUCUACGCUGACAUUACUGAUAAACUAAACAAAUUGCAUGCUCGUGUAACAUUAACCAAGUCUUUACAGAUAAAUCAAUCAUGCCUGAUUAGAAGCAAAGCCUCAGAACUUUUUUACCCUCAUGAUUCUUGCUUGGGCAGACUGGCCUACGCUGGUAACAAUAUAAAUGCGUAGUAGGUGUGAUCUGUAUCUGUGCGUUAUGUACCGCUUACAUCAUAAAGAAAAGGUGCUGGAAAUGUUCUAAUUCUAUUUAUACCAAAAUAUGAGAAGAAAACAGAAACACUAGUUUAGGUAGGACCUCAUCAAUAUGUUUUAUUUGCUCCAAACAUUAACAAUAAUACUGUAGUUUGUACUGUAUAUUAGGAGCUAAAUAAAUACAUGAGUCACAGGUAUUCUAUUUAAAUAAUAUAUUACUACUGUAAUAGUCUUAAGUCAUUGUAUUGCAGUUUAUAUCCCUUUAUAGCUUAUAGUUUAUAUUUCUAGAAACCAUGCAGUGAAGGGCUCCUCUGGUCUAAGUUUGUAAGGUUAUUGUAAGAGGAAUGGCAUACUUAGGUGACUCUCACAAAGCUUGUCAAGAACAUGCUUAGAUCAUAUUUCACCCUCAAAAUAUAAAAAAAUUUAAAUAUAUAUAUUUUGCAU
Messenger RNA from Sinocyclocheilus rhinocerous, 3103 nucleotides. It is a transcript of the gene ecd, whose product is annotated as ecdysoneless homolog (Drosophila). The transcript is spliced from 13 exons. The record is from RefSeq and is a predicted model, not a curated record. The coding region runs from base 145 to 2076 and encodes 643 amino acids. Lineage: Eukaryota; Metazoa; Chordata; Actinopteri; Cypriniformes; Cyprinidae. Gene Ontology annotation, cellular component: nucleus.